CCUAGACCUAAUUCCCCAUCUCCCGAUCUCCUCUCCACUCCCAGAUCCCAGCCGCCACCCCCACGACAAUGAGUAGCUGCCGUUGUUUGCCCGGCCGCCACCGCUAGCUCCCUGCCCCAGCUGCCCACCGCGUCGAUUCGCUGCUAACCCGCCCUGCACGCCGCGGCAGCGCCGUCCGCCCAUCCCAAGUGCUCGAGCUCCCAAUCGUCCAACGCCCUAGCUACCCCCUAUGGCAUUCUUGGAGCCCAUGUCCGCUGCCAACGGCACCGGAUCUGGUGACAGCGACGCCACAUCCACGGCCUCAUCUCCGCCGGCCAGUCUGCGUCUCCGACAUCCCGAGCAAGAGGUGCCUGGCCGGCGACCUGACUACGGGCUCCCACGACCGGCAACGACUCUGACGGUGGCACCUCCGUGGAGCAGAAAACUGACCCCCAAGCACGGACCACCUUCCUCUCCAGAUCGCAGCAGUGACUUGCCUUCUCUGCAGAAGGUUAUAUUGGCUCCGUGGGUAGUUUCAUGUAUUGGGACGCUCUUCAACUUUACGCUCAUUUGCAUUCUUGUAGUCUCAUGGAUUUCUAUAAUAUUUGAAUACGCAGUGCUGAUGGACAGGAAGAACAAUGCCUGUCAUUCAGAUAAUUUGGUGUUCACUCGCUUGCGGAGAUUGGCAUAGGGAACAAGUCUUUUGGUUCAGCUCAAAACAUUAUGAUUUUGGACUAGAUAUCAACUACUCUUUGUUCUUACCGUGACAUGGCCAUAUGAUAUGGUUGCAAGCGAUUCUAGUUGUUGUUUCCGUCCCAUUAAUGUAAAUGUGACUUACAGUUACAUUGUUUUUAUCCAUU
This is a messenger RNA of Triticum dicoccoides, 839 nucleotides long. RefSeq lists its product as uncharacterized. Lineage: Eukaryota; Viridiplantae; Streptophyta; Magnoliopsida; Poales; Poaceae. The coding region runs from base 230 to 670 and encodes 146 amino acids. The record is from RefSeq and is a predicted model, not a curated record. The transcript is spliced from 3 exons.